Molecule: messenger RNA, 362 nt
Organism: Geodia barretti
Lineage: Eukaryota; Metazoa; Porifera; Demospongiae; Tetractinellida; Geodiidae
Source: the annotation of a GenBank genome assembly
GUCUUCAGAAUCCCGCAUCCUUGUUUUUGUUCCUUACACUAGAAAUACUACCACUGACUCUUUUUUAUCUCAUUGUAAUGGUUCUACAUUUAAAUAUCGUGUCAGGACCAAUGCUUGGCUACAUCAUCUUUUGUCAGAUCCAUAUUAAUCUGCUGCAUAUUCACCCAAACAUAUGGAGGUUUUUUCUCACAAACUCGGGAAGAUAUUUGUUCAUCUGGAAUGUGUAUUUAUUGCUUCCUCUGGCUGGACUUUGGAACCUAAAUUUCUUGGCAAUGUUUGCCACUGGUCUCUGUUACAGCUGUUAUCUUAAUAAUCUCUCUACAAUUUUAAUGGAAUACCUGUCAGUACUAUACAUUUUUAUA